Molecule: messenger RNA, 2996 nt
Organism: Hibiscus syriacus
Lineage: Eukaryota; Viridiplantae; Streptophyta; Magnoliopsida; Malvales; Malvaceae
Product: protein MICRORCHIDIA 7-like
Cellular component (GO): nucleus
Molecular function (GO): ATP hydrolysis activity
Source: RefSeq, a predicted model, not a curated record
UUAUCUAUUGUUCAUGUAUUCUUUUCAAGUUCAUUCAUUUGGCCUUUUUAAUUGAACGAAGUUCUCUUUGAUAAAAAAAAUCCAAGUUCUUUCAUUCCUUAAAUCUUUUCCCCCAAGCGAAAGAAAAGUUUUCUCGAGAAUCUGGAUUUGUAUUUUUUUUGAAUGAUUAAACUUUUCAAAUCUCACAUGCAAAGGCGUCUUAGCUGCGGAAUCUCUGAAAUUUGAACUUUCUUCUUUUUCUUCUCCUUUUUUCCUGAAUUUUCGGUUUUCUUUUUCUUUGGUUCUAUUUUGGCCGUUACACCAUGGACGUUCGCGUGAAGGAAGAAAUUAUGGAAAUGUUAAGCGCUGAAAGAGGGAAAGUAGGCGGAGUUGUACGGCAACAAACUUCCUCGGUUAUCGAGCUCAGCAGCAGUAGCAGCGAUUCUGACUCGAGCGGUUCAGACGAUCUGGACGAGAACGAUAAUGUAAACGGUGCCGUUUCUGCAGGGGAAGGGCCUGAAGGGAGGGCUUCGAAGAAGCGGAAGGUGAAUGAUGCUGGCUUUGUGCUGCCGCUGGGGUUUUUGGCUUCUCUACCGCCGGAUGACCUGGCUCCUAUGCCUUUGACGGUGGCGGAGGCUUCCGCGACGACGAACUCGCUGGAACAGGCGGCAACUAGUAGUGUGAGUGCAACUGUGCUUUGCAAGCAGUUCUGGAAGGCCGGGGAUUAUGAUGGAGGUCCAUCUAGCGCUUGGGAGUUAUCUACAGGUGGUAUGGAUCAUGUCAGGGUUCAUCCAAAAUUUCUGCAUUCCAAUGCAACGAGUCAUAAAUGGGCCCUUGGAGCUUUUGCGGAACUUCUGGACAACUCUUUGGACGAGGUUUGCAAUGGAGCUACGUAUGUUAACAUAGAUGUCCUCAAAAGUAAGAAGGAUGGGAAUAGAAUCUUGGUAAUUGAAGAUAAUGGUGGUGGGAUGGAUCCUGAUAAAAUGCGUCAUUGCAUGUCCCUUGGAUAUUCUGCAAAAAGCAUAGCAAACACAAUUGGACAAUAUGGCAAUGGAUUCAAGACGAGUACCAUGAGGCUUGGUGCAGAUGUUAUUGUAUUUUCUCGAUGUUGUGGAAAAGAUGGAAAGCACCCCACGCAGAGCAUUGGAUUACUAUCCUACACUUUUUUGACAAGCACAGGAAUGGAAGACAUUGUGGUGCCCAUGCUAGAUUAUGAAUGGAAACAAAGUGAAUGGAGAAAGUUGAUGCGAUCUACUGUCAGUGAUUGGGAUAGGAAUGUAGACACCAUAGUACAGUGGUCUCCAUUUUCAAGUGAAGCAGACCUCCUUCGUCAGUUCAAUCUCAUGAAAGACCACGGGACACGGAUUAUUAUAUAUAAUCUUUGGGAGGAUGACCAGGGGCUAUCGGAGCUUGAUUUUCAUGCCGACCAACAUGAUAUCCAACUCAGAGGUGUUAACCGUGAUGAAAAAAAUAUACAAAUGGCUAAAGAGUUUCCGAACUCUAGGCACUUUCUGACGUAUAGACAUUCAUUGAGGAGUUAUGCAUCAAUACUUUAUUUGAGACUUCCACCUAACUUCAGAAUCAUCUUAUGUGGGAAAGAUGUUGAGCACCACAGCAUAGUUAAUGAUAUGAUGCUGACUGAGAUGAUAACCUACCGACCAAAUCCCAGUGCUGAGGGAGCCCCCAAAGAUUUGAAUCUGGCUGCUGUGGUGACCAUUGGUUUUGUGAAAGAUGCCAAAUAUCAUAUUGAUGUUCAAGGUUUUAAUGUUUAUCAUAAAAACCGACUCAUCAAGCCAUUUUGGAGGGUCUGGAAUGCUGCUGGGAGUGAUGGUCGUGGGGUUAUAGGUGUUUUGGAGGCUAAUUUUAUUGAGCCGGCUCAUGAUAAGCAGGGUUUUGAGCGUACAACGGUUCUUGCUAGACUUGAAGCACGACUAAAAGAAAUGCAAAAAACUUACUGGACAACCAAUUGUCAUAGAAUUGGCUAUGCUCCACGGCGAAAUAAGAAAGGUAUAGAACAGUCUUUAGACAGAGAUACCUCUCCUGAUCUUGAUAUGCAACAAUCUACUCGAUCCAAUAAGAAGAGUGCAUCCAGCAGCAAGAGACUGUCUACAGACUCGGACAAGUUGUAUUCACCUUCAAAUUGGAAUAAAAGAGGAAAAGAUGGUGGAGAUGGACAUGUGUUUAGCAAGGGUGAAAAUAGGAGAAAGGCACUGGCAGAUAACAGCACGAUGGCCACUUCAAAAUCUGGAAAAGGAUUAAGCUCUUUUAAAUCAUCUUCUCCUUCUGCAGAAGAUGACAGUGAUAAUGUGUGUGAGAUCUUGCCUGAGAAGCAAGCUAAUGGGAGCAGUAAAAAGUUUGUUACACGAUCAAAGUCUAAGGAACUUGGUCGGAAUGAUGAUGAUCCAUCACUUCCCGAGACCGAUUUGCGUAUCAUAGAGCAGUUGAAACAGGAAAAUUCAAGAUUAAAAGAAAGAUUAAAGAAAUAUGAAGGCGGAGGACAUCAAGAUCAAUUGCUCAACGAUUUGCAACAGGAAAAAAACAGGCGUCAAUCACUGAAAUUGAGCUUGCAGAGGCACAGAAAAAAAUUGAGCAAUGAACCUGAACAAGAAAGUCUCGUUGGCAUAUUCUCAGAGGAGAGAGAUCGAAGAGACGAAGAGGAAGAGAAGUUGAGAAAAAAGUUGAAGGACGCAUCCAAUACCAUCCAGGAGUUGCUUGACAAAAUUAAGGUGUUGGAGAAGAUGAAAUCUCCCAACGUGAAGCAGGAGCAUCGGCAGCCACUGUAGCACCUUUUGUUGUCACAAUGGUGUGCUUUCACAUUUUCACUAGCAAGCAACCGGAAGUUAUAUAAUCCGAUGCAGUGUCCGGAGCAACUGGUUCUUUUUGUUACUGUUGAGUGACGGCUCCAUUUUCACGCAUCACUAACGUAGUAGAACCGUUGUACACGCUUUGGUAGUGCCAGUGAUCAAAGGGAUAUGUAAACAUGAAUGUUCAAAUUUUAUCAAAAGCAAACUCAAAUU